AUGGCUAACAAGAUCUCGCUUAGCCGCCCGCGUUCGAAAGAGGGCAGGACUAGCCCUGUACGAUUUCCUACAGCUAGCGGUAGCAUCAAAUCUAGGAAAGAAGGUUUCAACGCACUCCCCUCUUCUUCGCCUCUCGAUGUCCGACAUGAUCAGAGCCUGCUUGCGGGAGCUGUACCCACCUCAAAGCCCGACGGUGUUCCCCACAACACGUCCAACAUCACCCCGCCGCAUGCCCAUAUUGAAGACAUCAUUGACAUAGAUGCUGUCGAUAACACCUUUGUUCCCGGACACAAGGGGGGAAUGUCCAGCAUCGACAGUACUGGUCGCAUUGAGCGCAAGCUUUACUCUGCUUUAGGCGAGGAGCUUAGUUUCCAUGCCGAUGCAGAUCCAAUGCCCCGCGUGGAGAACGAAGUAAUCACCAGUGGAACAAGUUUGGCGGGCCCUGGACUUGACAUUCCAGUCACCAAAAGGAAGAGACAAGGUACCUUGGGCGGCGAGAGAGACCGUAGUCCAAUCGCAAAGAUGGUAAGGGAGCAGACCAACGACAGUCAACUUGGAGAAUCGCCGGGCAUGCCUCACCUACGGGGAGGAAAGUGA
Molecule: messenger RNA, 597 nt
Organism: Didymosphaeria variabile
Lineage: Eukaryota; Fungi; Ascomycota; Dothideomycetes; Pleosporales; Didymosphaeriaceae
Exons: 1
Coding region: 1-597 (198 amino acids)
Source: RefSeq, a predicted model, not a curated record